Podarcis muralis (Common wall lizard) is the source of this 3018-nucleotide messenger RNA. Lineage: Eukaryota; Metazoa; Chordata; Lepidosauria; Squamata; Lacertidae. The record is from RefSeq and is a predicted model, not a curated record.
GUGUAGGCCUGUUUUCAGGUUGCAAAGGAAAUGCGAUUUGCAAAAUCUCACUGUUUAAACUCCAGGACUUUAAUGGAAAUGAGAAACAACAGCUGCAAUUAUAGACCGUUCCCAUAAUCUCUCUUUCUUGUCUUUUGAUGUGCUGCCUGUGGCUAAAAUAAAAACUUAGCUGAGAAAGGCCCCGCCCUGGAAAUGACUUGUGCAGCCAACGACAGAUUGCGUGUUGUUGUUGUUUUGUUCAAAGACACUCAGGUUAAAGAGCUGGAGAUCAUUCAAAGCCUGUCCCUUCCAUGUGUGCAUGGUUACAACCUCAGCUUCUGAAAGCAAAACAGGAAAGCUGUGGAGGAACUUUGGCAGCGGAAGGGGUUAAAUGAAACCCAACUCUCCUUUUCCUGUGCAGUAAAGGAUUAGUAACCAAACAGAAGCUAGAGGAGAGAGGUGGUGUUAAAGAGCCACUGAUUGAGCUGGAAGGCUGAGGACUUGAGUGGUGGUGAUCUAAGGUAGCAUUGCUGCCUCUUGCAGUCAUCUGUGAGCAGACAAGCACAGCCACAGGACAUGAUGACAUUUGUGUUCCUACUGCUUAUACUAACAGUGAUGCCUUCUUCCAUGUUGGCGGCUCGUAAAGCAAAGAGGCAAACUGACUUCUGGGGGAGCUGGGGAGAAUGGGGCGACUGCAGCAGGAGCUGCGGUGGAGGCGUCAGUUUUCGGCAGCGACGCUGUUACUCAAUAAGGGCAGAUGGUGGGUUCAGCUGCAUAGGACCGACCCGAAACUAUCGCUCGUGCAAUGUUAAGAACUGUCCUGAGGGCUCCAGAGAUUUUCGAGCAGAGCAAUGUGCUGAGUUUGAUGGGAUAGAAUUUCAGGGAAAGAGAUACAAGUGGCUUCCUUAUUAUGGAGCACCCAAUAAAUGUGAACUAAACUGUAUCCCAAAGGGAGAAAACUUCUACUACAGGCACAAAGACACCGUGACUGAUGGGACACCCUGUGAGCCAGGGAAGCAUGAUAUCUGUGUGGAAGGAGUCUGCCAAGCCGUUGGCUGCGAUAACAUUCUGGAUUCUUCCAAGAAGGAAGACAAGUGCCUUCAAUGUGGUGGAGAUGGCAGAGCCUGUUUUGAGGUGAAGGGCUUCUUUGAUGUGCCCAACCUCCCUAAAGGCUACAAUCAAAUCUUCAUCAUUCCCAUGGGGGCCACAAGCAUCCGGAUUAAGGAAGCGACACCUACCAGGAACUUCUUGGCCAUCAAGAACGCGCAAGGGGCCUACUAUCUGAAUGGCCACUGGACGAUUGAGUUCAGCCGUGCCUUGCAUAUUGCUAGCACAGUUGUGCAUUAUGACAGGGGUUCUGAGGGAGAUCUGGCACCCGAACUUCUUCACGCCAGAGGCCCAACUACUGAGCCCUUGGUCAUUGAGCUUAUCAACCAGGAGCCAAACCAAGGGGUACAUUAUGAAUACUACCUGCCAACACAAAGGCAGAGCUUGGGCUACAGCUGGGCCUAUGGUUCCUGGGGCGAAUGCAGUGCUGAGUGUGGUGGAGGUUAUCAGACACGCUUGGUCUUUUGCACAAUUGACAAUGAAGUAUAUCCAGAUUAUAUGUGCAGAGAUAAACCACAGCCAGAAAAUAACCAAACUUGUGGCCUUCAGCCAUGUCCCCAGACAAAACGAUGGAAGAUUGGGGAAUGGGGAGCUUGUUCUGCCACCUGUGGAGGAGGCACCCAGACUCGUUCCGUUUAUUGCGUCUCCCACCACGGACCUGGUUCUCAAAAUGCUGUGGAUGAUGCCGAGUGCGCAUCCUUGACAGAGAGGCCGCGUAGCACACAGCCUUGCAACAUGCGUCAGUGUGCAGCAUGGACCACAGGGCCUUGGUCUGAGUGCACAGCUAGUUGUGGGGAAGGUAUUCAGACCCGGACUGUAAACUGCAUGUCGGAGCUGGGCACUCGGACUCUCGAAGUUGCCUGCUUGACACAACCAAAACCUUCACGCACCCAGUCCUGCACUGGUGAGAAUUGUAUCCAAGAGAUCGGCUGGCAUAUUGGAGACUGGGGACUGUGCUCAAAGAGCUGUGACUCAGGCAUCCGAACGCGCCAGGUCAUGUGUGCAGACGGGGAUUCCAAGUUCUACAACCACGAGAUGUGCCGGGCCAUUCAGCCGCAGAUACCAGCCAUGCUUGGAACAUGCAACACCCAGCCUUGUCAUCUGCCACAGCAGGUUCCCAGUAUGCAAGACUCUGCAGGCUAUGAUGUCAACCGCCAGACCUCACUGACCCGAUACAAUCCUGACCUCGGCACCAUAGCUUCUGCAAAUGAAAGAAUAACCCAAGCUGGUUCUACUACUCAUCACCAAGUCCAGCCUAAUGGAGAUCAUGACUCCAAUUUCUUGCCCCUUCAAUGGGAGUCUUACUUAGGAUCCUCAGCGUCCCGCCACUUCAGUUCCCAUCAAAAUGUUGCCUCAACAACUGAAGUUCAAGACUGCAACCAGAGCCUUCAUGGUUGCUGUUCAGAUGGCCAGACUGUGGCCGCUGGUCCUUUUGGGCAAGGCUGCCCAUUUGACACUUGCCAUCAGAGCAGGUAUGGGUGCUGUCCUGAUGGAAUAUCACCUUCUCAGGGGCCAAACAAGGAAGGGUGCCCACAAUACUACAGUGAUGUUUAUGUGAACAGGAAUGAACCUGCUGUUGCUGCUCCAACAGUAAGGGUGACUCCAGACAUCCUUCUUGUUGUGCGUUCAUAAUGAUUUGUGCUCAUGAUGUUACCGGGGUGGUUAUACGCAAUCCUGCUUUAAUACUGUUUGCAUCUGCAAAUGCUUUGGGUCGGACGUACAGCCUCAUUUCCAAUUAGUGUAUAUACUGCAUCUUCCUGAUGAAAUCCUAUAACUUUUUCUACCAGUGGUGGGGGAGAGGGUGUUCCCCUGCUUUUGUUGCAUUGUAGCACAAUAAUGCAAUAAGGCUGGAGAAGCCUCGCAGAACAGCUAGUAAAGCAGAAUGAUGUGUGGUCAGUCCAGUAUAAAUCUACCACUAAUGCACUAUUAUGU